Oryza sativa Japonica Group (Japanese rice) is the source of this 1680-nucleotide messenger RNA. RefSeq lists its product as uncharacterized. NCBI's taxonomy places the organism in Eukaryota, Viridiplantae, Streptophyta, Magnoliopsida, Poales, Poaceae. The record is from RefSeq and is a predicted model, not a curated record.
AUGCGUAACUAAUUUUUUUUUAAUUUUUUUAUAAAUUUUUUAAAUAAGACAUACGGUCAAACAUUAGAAACGGAUAUCUAUGACUCGCUUAUUUUGGGACGGAGUUAGAAUAUAAUAAUAUGCGUACAUGAAAAUAAGCCAAAAAAGGGGCUGCCCGUCCUUGGAAUUCCGGGGAGAAAACUGUUAACUUCACGUCAACCUAGGCUGGAUCGCACGCCACGUUUCUGCUCCUACUAAAACCGUACGGCUGUAUGAGUAUAGCGCAAAACUAGCCCCACCUACCUACCCAGCCAGCAAGAACGAGACGUGGCCGGCGCCCGAACCCGCCGGAGCAAUGGAGCUGCUGACCACGGCGCCGAUGCUGAACUGCGCCGCCAAGAGGGCGGGCGGGUCCGCCCUGGGCCCGCUGGCCGACGCGCUGGGCAGCUGGAUCGCCCGCGCCGUGGUGCCGCCGCCGCCGCCGCCGCGGAUCUGCGGGUCGCCCGGUGGGCCGCCCGUGGCGGCGCCCCGGGUGCGGCUGAGGGACGGGAGGCACCUGGCGUACGCGGAGUCCGGCGUGCGGAAGGAGGACGCGCGGUACAAGGUCGUCUUCUCCCACGGGUUCACCGGCUCCCGCCUCGACUCCGUCCGCCCCUCGCCGGAGGUGGCUGAGGAGUUGGGCGUGUACAUGGUAGGCUUUGAUCGCGCUGGAUAUGGUGAGAGUGAUCCAAACCCCAAUCGGUCUGUGAAGAGCGCUGCCCUCGAUGUUGAGGAGCUUGCGGACGCUCUAGGAUUAGGCCCCAAGUUCUAUGUGAUCGGUAUCUCCCUCGGCUGCCAUGCUGUUUGGGGCGCCCUCAAGUACAUCCCAGAAAGGAUUGCUGGAGCGGCCAUGAUGGCACCGGUGGUGAACUACUGGUGGCCGGGGUUCCCUACCGAUCUGGCUGCCGAGGUGUACAACAAGCAGGAAGUGGGUGACCAGUGGGCGCUGCGUGUUUCACACCAUGCACCCAGCAUCCUCCACUGGUGGAUGGAGCAGAGCUGGCUUCCCACCUCCACCGUCGUGGCUGGCACCACUCCCCUCCCCAACAAGCGUGAUGCCGAGAUCCGCAAAAAUAUGAAGGCGGAUGGCUCGUUCCAGAAGAAAAUGGACUUGGCGACACAACAAGGCAUUCAUGAGUCGUACUACCGUGACAUGAUGGUGAUGUUCGGCAAGUGGGAGUUUGACCCGAUGAGCUUGCCGAAGCCGCCAUGCCCUGUGCAUAUCUGGCAGGGCGACGAGGACGGGCUUGUGCCGGUGGUGUUGCAGAGAUACCUCGUUAGCCGGCUCAGCUGGGCGAACUACCAUGAGCUCCCCGGAACCGGGCACUUCCUGUCUGCGGUUCCCGGGCUUGGAGACACCGUUCUUAGGACCAUUUUCGGUUGAGUAUAUGUAGCAGUCAGAAGAAGCAACAGUUCAGAAUGCUGAUACUAAGUUAUAGUGUCCCACCCGGUACAUUACUUCGUUUAAAUGGUAAGGCUGUUCGUUACUCGCUGAUUAGCGAUGAUGAUGAUAUAGAUGAAAGGGCAGUGUAAAAUGAGCUGCUCUGUUUUUUUUUUGUUUUUUUGGUGUAAAAUGGCGUGGCCCAGAUGCUACCCAAAAAUGUUCUUUGACCUUGGAAAGAAAGUGAUAGUAUUAUACAAUGUGGACUCUUUUGUUUCGUA